UUUCUGAUUUUACUCUGAAAUAAGUCACCAGUGGAUGACGGGAUACGAAUCCAAGGUGUCAAAGGAAUUUUGGAGCCAGUGGCUUUGAAAAAUGUGGAUGUGACUUCAAACGUCAGCGCGACACUUCCAGAGUCCUGUUGCACAAUGAAAGACGACUUUACUGAUGAGGAGGAGGUGCAGUACUUCGGUUAUAAGCGGUUUGGAAUUCAGGAGGGGACCGAGUGCACCAAGUGUAAAAAUGACUGGGUUCUGAGAGCAGCUAUUGCCCUGCUCUAUGUGCUCUGUGCCCUCCUAACCAUAGCUGUGGCCAUCCUAGGAUACAAAGUGGUCCAGAGAAUGGACAGUGUGACAGAAGGCAUGGAGAAUUAUGGAGGCAAGAUAAAUGCUGUGGAAACAGACAUAAAGAAACUAGAUGAUCAGGCAGGACAGAAGUCGGUUAAUACUACAAGUGAAAUCAAGACUUUCAAGUCAGACCUCCAGGCUUUAAAGAAUGACAUGAAUGAUAUUGCCCUCAGGGCAACUAAAAACAGGGACAUGCUGGAUGAACUUCAGAUCACAGGAGAUGACAUACAAAGCAGCCAUGUCUCUUUACAAAGUUUUCUCGAAGGCAACACUGCCUCACUGCAUGGGAUAAACCAGUCCUUGGCCUCAUACAGUGAAAUGAUUGAUGACCUCCAGACAGACACUGCAUGGCUUCAGUCAGAGUUGCAGAACCAGGUCAAACUGCAGAGUCAAACUGAGGUUGGCAUCAACGCAUUAAACAUCACCCAGACCCAGCAACGCAAUCUGCUCACCACACUCCAGAAAAUGGUCGAGGACACAAGCCAGGCUGUGCAGAAACUGAAGAAUGACUACCGUGGUCUACAGCAGGUAUCCAGACAGAUCCAAAGUGACUCAGAGUGGCUGAAGCAAAAGGUUCAUAACAUCCAGAUUCUGGCAGCCAACAACACAGCACUGGCUCGUGCCAAUGGAGACGCCCUGGAUGAUUUAGGGUCUCAGGUUACCUCACUGGCCAGCAAGAUCCAGAACACAUCAGCCCACACUGAGAGACUGGACCAGAGCUUGCGUGAACUGAUGGACCGCCAAAGAGACCACGAUAAUGCUACAUCAUUUAAGUCUGACGAGAUGGAAUCACGAUUAGAUAGGCACGAGAAUGACAUUGACCGUGUGACGGGAAAUUUUAGUUUCGCCGCACAGAUCCUUGGUACAAUCACCUCCGACCUGAACGGCUUGAGGUCCUGUGCCGAAACAGUGAUGCAUCAUUCGGACUUCAUUCUGGGACUCAACAGUAGUGUGACAGAGGUCAAGACUGAUAGCAAAGAGCUGCGGACUCAACAAGAAGAGCUGUCAGCAAGACUGGACAAAGAAGUAAACAACCUCACGAUGGUGAUGAAGGAGAUGACGCUGGUGGACUCCAAGCACUCAGAGCUCAUCAGUAACUUCACCAUCCUGCAGGGUCCACCCGGCCCAAGGGGCCCUCGGGGUGACAAGGGCCCCCAGGGUCCAGUGGGUUUGACAGGACAUAAAGGUGAUAAAGGAGACAAAGGUUUACAGGGUGUAGCUGGAAACAGAGGAGAGAAAGGUGCUCCUGGACUGCCAGGUUUGACUGGUUCAAAGGGUGCAGUUGGGCCCCAGGGACCUCCUGGGCCUAAAGGAUCCAGGGGCAAUGGAGGCCGGCCCGGAAUACCUGGUGAUAAAGGUGACCCUGGAGAUGCUGGACUUCCUGGUAUGGAUGGACUACAAGGGCUGCCGGGGCCACCAGGGCCACAGGGCCUAAGAGGAGAAGCAGGGGCUGUAGGUUUGGAGGGGCCUCGUGGGCCUGUUGGACCCAUUGGCCCACCUGGGCCUCCAGGGCUACCUGGACUUCCUGCACCUCCUCCUCCUCAACAUCCACAGCCCACUAAGCUCCCUAAACUUCCUCAACAUACCAACACACCUCAGCCUCCCAAACCGGAACUACCUGCACAAGAUCAUACCCCCAAACCAAAAGUUGGAGAACUUCCCAAAAAACCUGAACCUACCAAACUACCCGAACAAACACAAGGUUCUGUAUCUCGGCAGGUUCAACUCCCUGUUAAGACUAUGUCAACACCAGCUUGCCCACCUGAUUUGAGAGGUUUUGGAGACAGCUGUUAUUACUUCUCCUCAGGAGCUCAGAGACUCAAUUUUAAUGAGGCCAAUAUGCUUUGCAUCAACAUGUCCUUUCAUAUGCUCAUUAUCAACAACAUUGAAGAGCAGGAAUUUGUGAGAAACCAGACAGCAGGAAAAGGUUACUUCUGGAUGGGUCUCACUGACAGAGUGGAGGAAAACGUCUGGAUGUGGGUUGACGGAACUUUACCCAUUUUCACGAACUGGAAGCCCGGUCAGCCUGAUAACUGGACUCACGGUCACGAAGAUGGCGAGGAUUGUGCCGGGCUCAUUCAUAAUGCCAGCUGGAAUGACUUCUACUGCACUGAUCGUAUUGGCUUCAUCUGUGAAAGGCCGUCUGACUCAAUGCCUCUUUUCACGACCAACCCUUUUGACCAAGAUGUUGAGAAAGCAACCAGUGAGAUGAACACAGCUGAGGACUGGGGCCUCAUUCUGGACAUAUGUGACAAGAUAGGACAGUCUCGCACAGGACCGAAAGAAUGUCUCCGCUCUAUUAUGAGAAGAGUAAACCACAAGGACCCCCAUGUGGCCAUGCAGGCACUGACUCUGCUUGGUGCUUGUGUGUCAAACUGUGGGAAGAUAUUUCACUUGGAAGUGUGCUCCAGAGAGUUUGCCAGUGAAGUCAGUAAUGUUUUAAACAAGGGUCACCCUAAAGUGUGUGAGAAGUUAAAAGCGCUGAUGGUGGAGUGGGCGGAGGACUUCCGCAGCGAUCCCCAACUCAGCCUGAUUUCAGCCAUGAUCAAGAAUCUACGUGAGCAGGGUGUCAGUUUUCCUGCUGUAGGCUCUCAGGCUGCAGAGCAAGCUAAAGCAAGCCCUGCUUUAGUAGCAAAAGAUCCUUCCUCAUCAACAAACAAAAAAGAAGAAGAAGACUUGGCCAAAGCUAUUGAGCUGUCAUUGAAGGAGCAACGUCAGCAGCCUCAAACGUCUUUGUCAAGCCUUUACCCGAGCACCUCCAGCCUGCUUUCAUCGCACAAAUCUGAUGGUAGAAAGGUUCGCGCCAUCUACGACUUUGAAGCAGCUGAGGACAAUGAGCUCACAUUCAAGUCAGGAGAAAUUAUCACUAUCCUGGAUGACAGUGACCCCAACUGGUGGAAAGGGGAAACAUACCAGGGAGUGGGCUUGUUCCCAUCUAAUUUUGUCACAGCUGACUUAACUGCAGAGCCUGAAAUGAUAAAGCCUGAAAAAAAGUCAGUACAGUUCAGUGAAGAAGUCCAGGUGGAGACCAUUGAACCUGAGCAAGAGCCUGUAUAUAUAGAUGAGGAUAAAAUGGACCAGCUGCUGCAGAUGAUCCAGAGCGCAGAUCCCACAGACAACCAAUCAGACAGUGUAGAGUUACUACAGCUAGAAGGUGCCUGCAAUCAAAUGGGACCACUCAUUGACCAGAAGUUAGAAGAUAUAGACAGGAAGCACUCUGAGCUAUCAGAGCUGAACGUGAAAGUGAUGGAAGCGCUGUCUUUGUAUGCCAAGCUGAUGAAUGAAGAUCCAGUGUAUGCUAUGUAUGCCAAGCUGCAGAGCCAACAGUACUACAUGCAGCAGCCUGCCAACACUGUGCAGCAGGUUUACCCUGGCCAGCCUGCCUCAGGUUCCUAUGCCAUGAGCACCACUGGGGUGCAAGGUUAUAGUGUUCCCAUGGAGCAGAUUCCAGCUGGCGCCCCCAUUCCUGGUCACCCAACCCCCAGUGACGCCCAUAUGUACAUGGGACAGGCGCCAGUGUACAGUGCAGCCCCUGGCACGAUGGCGCCAGCAGAUAUGCAGUCCUACCAGAACCCUGCCAGCGCCCCUGGUACGAAUCCUGCAGGCAUGACGCAGACGGCAAACUACAGCACCCCCUCUGGACAGAACAACGCACCUCCCCCAGACACUCAACAGUACUCAGAGAAAGCCUUGCUAUAGGGCCUCCUCAGCUCAUAGUAAUGCUAUUACAUACACAUCAACAUGUACAUGAGCUGAUCUAAUAGUGGUUGUAGAUAAUGAUUUACUUUUUUUUUGUAAUUUUGUUAUCUAACUUUUAUUGUGAACACCAGCUGGAUGGGAUACAUUGCAUUAGUAAAUCAGUCACUAAGGAGUAUUUUGUCUUUGGUAUCUGGCAUGCUUUGUUUUUUUUUUUGUUGUUUUUUUUGCAGUUCCUGAAAGCUGGUGCCAGUACAGUUAUACUUGCUAUUCCAGUUUUCAGAAGGGGUUAUGUGGGCUUUCUGAGCUCAUGGCCUCCCAUUCAUUCUCUUACAAAUGUUUCAUUAUGCCUUCACCCAGCACGUCAAAGCUUUAAGGCAGCGAUACACUACAUGUUAAUAUAAUGCAAAAGUGUGUUGCAGAAUAACCAUUUGCCCCUAUGGUAAUCCACACAGGAGCAGGAGGGUGGGAGUUUCACAACAAAAUGGCUCUACCUGUAGCCCAUGCAGAGUUAUGGAAUGACAGAG
Thalassophryne amazonica is the source of this 4565-nucleotide messenger RNA. Its product is annotated as collectin-12-like. The record is from RefSeq and is a predicted model, not a curated record. Gene Ontology annotation, molecular function: phosphatidylinositol binding; ubiquitin binding. Gene Ontology annotation, cellular component: ESCRT-0 complex. Lineage: Eukaryota; Metazoa; Chordata; Actinopteri; Batrachoidiformes; Batrachoididae. Gene Ontology annotation, biological process: protein transport to vacuole involved in ubiquitin-dependent protein catabolic process via the multivesicular body sorting pathway. The coding region runs from base 145 to 4041 and encodes 1298 amino acids. The transcript has 23 exons.